Alosa sapidissima (American shad) is the source of this 3977-nucleotide messenger RNA. Its product is annotated as LHFPL tetraspan subfamily member 4 protein-like. Bases 725 to 1435 code for a protein of 236 amino acids. Lineage: Eukaryota; Metazoa; Chordata; Actinopteri; Clupeiformes; Clupeidae. Gene Ontology annotation, biological process: gamma-aminobutyric acid receptor clustering; sensory perception of sound. Gene Ontology annotation, molecular function: GABA receptor binding. The record is from RefSeq and is a predicted model, not a curated record. The transcript is spliced from 4 exons. Gene Ontology annotation, cellular component: plasma membrane; inhibitory synapse; postsynaptic membrane.
GAGACUUCAAACCACAAUAAUGGAGUCACUGAAGUCGAUAGCUCGACAGAAGCCUUUAUGCUUAUGACACGCUCAAACACACAUAGCCUACGACGGACAAGCAUAAAACAUCACAGGCUUCCCAUUGACAAAUUGGAAAUAUCUCAGGAAAGCCUUCCAUGGAUGCCUAAAUUGCGGUUCAGAUUGCUAUUUGCGAAUGGGGGACACAGCACCCAAAUAGGGCAGCACAACGGCACGUCUCGGUAUUCUUUUGGAUGAAAGGUAAACACUACAUUGACGAGCCUAAUUAGAAAAAGGUGACGUGGAAAAGACAUUCGUUCCUUUAUUCGGUACCUGAUGUUCGCUAUCUUUGUAGACUAACAUUUUGCAAAGCUAUUCUUUUAUAUCAUCUGUAGUGGCAAAUUAGCGUGGGCUUUUACGCAUCGACGUGAAAUUAGGCUACUGUGCGACUACAUUUUUCCCUUCGUAAUUCAGUAUAGCCUAGGUUUUAAAUUAUUGAAGCUAUAGACCAAUUCUUACACUAUAUGGAUAAUAUAUAUAGUCUAGUGGUAGUAGUAGUAGUAGCAAUAAUAGUGGCAGCAACCUCCAACAAUUUGCUAUUAAAUGCAUUGAUUUCUAAAUCAGCACUUGAAGACCAAAAGCCAUUGAAAGUACACAAGGGAGAACCUGUCAAGAUAAGAUAGGAAAACACGGGCGAGUCUGUGACUAAUAAGAAAACGAAAAAAUGCUGCCUUCGCAAGAAGCAUCUAAGAUAUACCAUGAGAAUUAUAUGAGGAAUUCCAGAACAAUCGGGGUUUUAUGGGCGAUAUUUACAAUAUGCCUCGCUAUCAUCAACGUGGUGGUCUUCGCUCAACCCUACUGGAUUGGCGACAGCUUGAGCACGCCACAAGCAGGCCACUUCGGCUUAUUUCAUUACUGUAUUGGGGCUGGCCCCCCGAGCAAGGAGAUGACCUGUCAGGGUAGUAUCUCGGACUUCAGCGCCAUCCCCUCCAGCGCCUUCAAAGCGGCGUCCUUCUUCGUGCUGCUGUCCAUGGUUCUCAUCCUCAGCUGCAUCGCCUGCAUGGCGCUCUUCUUCUUCUGCAAUAUCGCCACUGUCUACAAGACGUGUGCUUGGAUGCAGCUUCUCUGUGCUGUGUGCUUGGUGUUUGGCUGCAUCAUAUUCCCUGAUGGCUGGGACGCUGAGGUGGUGAGAGACCUGUGCGGGGAGGAGACAGGGAAGUACACCCUGGGAAGGUGUUCCGUGCGCUGGGCCUACAUCCUGGCUAUCAUUGGCAUUCUGGAUGCUCUCAUCCUCUCUUUCCUGGCCUUUGUGUUGGGAAACCGACAGAGUGACUUCUUCUUCGAGGAAGUCAGAACUGAAAACAAAGACAUGGCUGUGUCUAGGAUUGAGGUACAGGACAGAAGAAAUCCUCGGUUUACUGGGCCGAGAUACUGAAGGGUUCCCCAGAGGCAACACUUCCAUGUCCUCCUACGGUUCCACCUAAAAUCCAGCCUGUGGUUUAAUGAGGAGGCUAUAUGUACCACAAUCUGUUUGUACAUUGAAUUUGCUAUAUUUUUUAAAGGAUGUCAGUCUUGCGCAUUGUAAAUGUCAUCAAUUUUGAAACUGAUUGGAUAACUGUAUGUACUGUAUAUAUUUAUGGAGUAUGACAACUCACUGAAGCUUUGUAAACUCAAGACCUCUGGGAAAGUCUCCUCAUCCCUAGUUAACGUUUCCAUGCUUCCAAACUGUGACAAGCACUGAUGCAUUCUAACUUCUCUCAAGUUCUCAACACAUGUUUAUGUUGUGCAUAUUGGACAGAAACAUUUUCUACAUGUAGACUACUUUUUGUAUCUCUUUUGAAAUGUCAGAUUCCACCAUUGGAUGAGAUUUUGAGGAACUUUUGACAAGAACUGUCCUUUUCAUUGAGUGUUGUUAAACUGCUCAUUGGCUUUCAGCUGUGUGUUGGGGAGUAGUUGACAUUGCAUGUGCUGUAUUAUUCAUAAUAUGGCCUAACUUCAGGCCAUUUGGUGUCAGGCUAAGUUUAGUUUCAAUGUCACUUUUUGCCAGAUGUUCUCCAAAUGAAAGUCACAAGUAUAUUUCAAAGCAGUAGUCAAAUGACUAGUAAUUAUUUGGUCUUACCAGAGAGUUCAACUCACUAUACUGUACCUUGAAGGAGCUAUUGUCUUGAGCUAAGGAAAGUGUCUGAGUUACAUCAGGUGAAGCAGUGACUGCAUUUAAUUCAGUGAAGUCAAUCACACAGGGCCAAAUGUGAUUUUGGCACUUUGUAAUGAGGGUACACAGUCUGUGGAAACUGUGCUAUGAGGAUCAAUUGGGAAAACGCUGACUUUCCGCCUGAAACCUGAUCAUGCCUAUCACCUUUGCUGUUUUCAUCUGCACCUUUUCUUAUAACUCCACUUUUACAAGGUGUCAGAUUUGAUUUGGAUGCUCAACACUCUUAUUGAUUUCUACAUGUAAACCUAAUUGCUACAUUGUUGUCUGCAGCUGUAUAUUCUAAUAUGUGUCUAGUAUAUCUCUGUUGAUAUUCAGACAUACUGUAUAUUGUAAUAUACAUCCGAAUAUCACAUAUUCGGUGUGGCUCCACAUUACAAAUAGUAAGUAUAUCUGUCCAGAAUAUCUGGUGGAAGUCACAGUUUUGUCAUCAUCAUUACACAGAGCUCAUCAAGUAGAACAACAGUUCAGUGUUCUGUUACACCCAAGAGCAGUCGGACUCUCUCCGAUUAGAUAGCCUCUGUAACGUGACUAAUGAGAAGUCGCAGUAGAGGUCAUCCAACAUGAGUAGAGGUCAUCCAAAACCUAGCAUCUAACUAACAGUAGUUACAGCAAGCAUACAGAGAUUCAAACACAAACCUAAUUGUGUAACGUUAUGGCUCUGUCCAAUUUAGAUUCAAACACUAACCUAAUUGUGUAUGGCUCUGUCCAAUUUUAUAUUAGCCAGAUGAGGUGAUCUGCUGUGUUGCUGAUAUGGUGAUGUGGUCUGAAACGAGGCACGCCCUUUAUGCUGCAUUUUAACUCAGGCUUUGGGGACUGACCUUUGUAGCAUUCAUCUGAGGGUCCAGGGCAACUGGGCCCUCGCUGAAUGACCUUUGAGGUAGCUGUGACCUUCUGUCCCAGAGACCCACUCACACUGUGCUUGGUUGAUGCACUGUGGGCCUCGUCCUCCAUCUCAGGCUGGUGAUGUCUCAUCUAGAUUGCGGAAACAAUAUCACAAAAGUGUGAGGUUUAUUUAGGUCUUCUGUCUUGUUAGGAGUUAUUAUGUACGGUUAGCAUCAGAGUGUGUUCAAAAUCAGCCCUCUGAUUCCCCAUUGGCUUUGGAAGGAAUCUUUUAAACAUUCUAUUUAAGUAUUUCCCUUAUUAUUUGAUUUUAUAUUCAUAAUAUGUAGUGUAUGUUUAAAGAAAAUGGUCACCAUACACCAUUCGCCAUACCUUAUAUAUGUGUGUUACCAUUAGCAUUCAUUUUGUUGGUGUAUGAUUGUAUUGUGAUGAAUUAAAGUUUACAAACAAGUAGAAUUAGAGGAUUUUUUAGAAGUAUUGGUUUGGUUCAAAAUAGUUUGGAUGUUGUGAUGAAUAUCACUCUCUUACCAAACAGGAUGGUUUUACAAAAUUAAUUACUGUAUACACACACUCAAAGUGCCCGGUGUUACUCAACGGAUGAGGUACCAAGAUGAUGACACCCUCCAAUUUAGCCAAAUAUGUUAUAUAUCAGUAUGGCCGUUUUUUGAAAAGGAACACUGAAGGGAAAUAAAGCUUGUUUUGUUUAUGAAAUUUGAGCAGUUCUUUAUGGUUAUGGUGUAGAUUUUGUAUCAAAAUAGAUUUAGCAUAUGAGUAUAUUACAGGAUGAAGUGCUGCACAAAACUGCGAAAUGUAUCCCAGUUUGAUCUAAGAGGUUAUCACUCUCAACCUUUUAACCUUUUUUCCCCCACAUUUUCCAGUUUAUGCUAUUCAGUGUGUAUUACAGUAUAUGAUUGUUUUUACUCAC